This is a messenger RNA of Acaulospora morrowiae, 6081 nucleotides long. NCBI's taxonomy places the organism in Eukaryota, Fungi, Glomeromycota, Glomeromycetes, Diversisporales, Acaulosporaceae. The record is from the annotation of a GenBank genome assembly.
UUAAUGUCAUUUAAAAACCCAGAGAGUCUUAAAGACAGAAAGAAGACAAAACUCGCUAAAAAUGAUAGUUCCUUAAAGUUCGUGGGCGAUGAUAAAGAUAAAUCACCACACAUCAAUAUAACCAUUGACUCCGACGAAGAGGUCACACCACCCGUAGCAAUUGAAGUUCAUUUGUCAGACUCAGAUGCGGCGUCCUUAUCCGACAUUGAUUUAACUGAUGAUGAGCAAAGUGUUAGUCAUAGACGGAAAGCGGCCAAACGGUUGUCGAAAAGAUUGUCUGUUUCAUAUACUGGGGAAUUCAACAUUGAUGCGUAUUAUAUCGAUUCCAUGUUCACACCACUUUUAUUCUCAAUAAUUCAAUUCAUCACAAUUGAAGAUUCAUCCUUGGGAACACUGCUCCAAAUGCAUAAAACGUUGGGGCUUAUGAUACAACAAAAACCCGAUCUCUAUCUUGACAUAAUUGAAAUCAUAGCUCACGGGGAUCCUACAAGUCGAAAGCUGGCAACUUGUAUACUAUUCUCUUUCUGGGGAAAUAGCAUCGGACUCCCAGUGAUUGGAGAGGAUUUGCUCGGUGUAAGAUAUUUAGAUUGUUUAAGAGCGUACGAGAAUCUUAAGGGUCAAGAUGGAGCCAAAAGUCAGCAGUCCCAAAAUGCGCACGAUCACCAAUUAUUUCCGCAUAUAUUCUCCGAUGAUUAUUCACAAAAUAGUGACAAGUUUUCGCUGGAUUUUUUGGAUAAUAAAAAAGUUCAACCAUCCCCCACUGACGUCCCAAAUGCGUGUUUUCAGUGUUUCAAACCAGUUGUUGGGUUUUGUUUGCGAUGUAAUAUCUGCAAAUUAAGUUUACAUUUUGGAUGUUAUAAUUCGGAUGAAAGUGGAUUUCUAACAGAAUAUUCAUCGGAGUCUGGGGUUCAUAAAUUGUCGACUCCGAGAUAUUGUAAUAUUAUAUGCGGAGCCAGAGAACCUGAUUUCAUCAAUAAUCAUAUAGCCGAUUACCGCGCCGCUAUUAUCUCAGAGCACGUAUCCGGUCAUACGUUUCAUCUUAUAAAUCUUUUUACAUUGACUUUAUGCAUGGUUUGUCGAUUACCAUUAUGGGGAGUUAUGUAUCAAGGUUACAGGUGUGAAACUUGUAACCGUUUUAUACAUCCAUAUUGUUUGAAAUCCAAGACUUUGGAAACAGAUACACAUUGUCAUCAAUCUGUUCUAAGCGAAAGUGAUGCACUGAUUGAUCACGAAAGUUUGCGUGAGAGUUUCAAGGAUUACUAUGGGCAGAUCGUACUCUCCGGAGAAGUAAUCUCGACAUACAAUUACGAGGAAUUAUCGGUUAUGGCCACAAUAUUUCAGAUGCAAAACAAUAUUCUGAACAACGGGCUUCUGGCCGGUUGUUUAAUUAUAAAACCGAAACUCACCAAUCCUCUAUCGAUGACUAAUGAAAAAUUCGAAAAAUUCGAACUCCAGGAGGCAAUCACUAUUUAUGAGUCAUACCUCGAGAGUGGAAAAGUUUAUUUGACGCCAACAUCUAAUGAGUAUUGGGAAGGGACUAAUAGAAAAUAUGACUUGUGGUUAAUUUCAAGUGAAGAUUACUUAGCUCACUUGGCCGCGGUGAUUAAAUCUGGAAAUGAAUCGGAAUUUGCAGAAACCGAUCGUACCGACUUUCAUUUAAGUGUGAAUAUGUUAGGUGCCAAUCUGGCAUCGACAGCAGAUAAUAAUGUAUUUCCGGAUGGGAUUUUAACUACCAAAGAAAUAAUCAGGUGGAUGAAAAAAAAAAUGGGAUUUCACAACGAUUUCUCGGUGAAGGUAUUUUUACAACAAAUGGCCAACUAUGGUUUCUUGGAAAGAGUCGAUGGACAUCCGAUAUUGUUUAAUGGAGUUAAUAGCGAGGAAAGUGAUGGUCACGAAUGCUUCUUUCCAUUGCCAUUCGCGACAGAGUGUUCUCCCACAGUAGAGACCUUGCUUGCAACGAUUUCCGUGUGCUUAUCGGACAUUAAUAUAUCGAUUAACGAAUGUGGUUUCCUUCUGAUGACACGACGUUGCUGGCCAGAUCCUUACUUAUCAAAAUAUGUAUUAGAACGAUUGAUUUAUUCGGUUAUCGAGUGGAUUUGCGACGAUGACGAAAAAUUGCUAACAGUCGCCAAGGAAUAUACCGCCUUACAUCUCAAGCCUCCAGGUGUUCAUCAUGAGAUGGAAGAAAAACGAAGUGAUCUAGGCCAUUCCAGUCAGAGAAGUUCACAUGUUCCUAACACCGCUGGCGGAGGUGCAUAUAUUGUAAGCCGUCAGAUGUUAAAUGAAAAGUAUCUCUUUGGCUGGAUGUCAAAAAUUCAUCAUAUGGACAGAGAAUUAUUUUGUGACAUAGUAUACGAACAAAUUGAGAGAGUUUAUGAAAACAAAAGGAAACAUGAAAAAUCGGAUGGAGACUCGGAGGACGUAUUUCGUGAUUAUGAUAAUAUAUUGAAACUUAUCGUAAAAUUGUGUAACUCCGGCUUGUUGUUUACAUCCUGCAAUGAUAUAAUAUCGCGUUGGCUAGAUAACGCGUGUUUUGUAUUGAGACAUCAACCAAAGGUCUUUGUAGAAUUAAGAACCUUGUACAAAAUGUUUAGUCCCUUAGGGAGUUCUAUACGGAGAACUUCUUCAUUGGAACAAUCAACUGCAUUUCCGGAGAACAAUAAAAUUGAAGUUAUCGAUCCGAUUGAGAUAAUUACUCAAACUUUCGAGGAAAAUGAUAAUGCUCAACUGAUGCGAGCUUUGCAAUGGAUAGAUUUAAUAGUACGCUCGAGCGUUGGAUUUAGGGGCUCUGUUUUCGCAGAUUUUCUUUCAUCCCUAAAAAAGCACACACCAUCCCUCGAACAAUACGCAACAUUUCUGCAAAUUAUGUGGCAUCAAGUCAUAAUUGGGUUGGGUCAUCUGAUCACGCGAGGCGUCAUACUGGAGUUAGUGUCCGAUAUAAACGAGACCGCUUUUGAUGCGAUCAAGAAGAUUAACGAGGAAGGUUAUGGCGCGGAAAUCUCCAGCGUCCCUAAAAGAAUAUCCAAUAUUCCAGAUCCUACUCAAGGUGCUAAUGUUACAGUGGAAGCAUCUUUGAUGCAAUAUUUGCUAGAAUAUGCAAGAUGCGAGAAGCUAGAAGUUCGUAGUGAUGUUGUUAAAACGUCAUGGCUACUUUUUACCGAAGCCGGUCUUAUAUUUAACAAGAAUGAAUUUAUCAUUAACAGUGUUCCAAAAUUGUUACCAAGUGUUUGGGAAGAACUUUCACCUAUAUAUGACUUUUCAUCCAAUAUAACAAUGCCUCUAUUGAUAAGAAUGAUCUGGGCGGAUUCUCGUUUCUUUCUUGCUUCGGUCAGCAAAGUGUUUGAACAUCAAAGCUGGGAAGUAAGAUUUGAUGGACUCGACAAGUUAUUUAGUUUGUUCUCCAAACUUGAUGAAAGGUUUAAUAUUCAGAGAGCUGGAGUAUUUUCUUAUUUGGGACCAGUGUUUAGUUAUUUUGUCUGCUGUCUCUGGGAUCACGAGGAAUAUGUUCGAACGAAAGCUAUAUCAUAUAUUAGGGCAAUGCGCUCACAGCAACUUCGCUUAGCGUUUAAAUGUUGGGAAGGAUAUUUUAUGGUGGCCAAUAAUCGAGAGAAAACGUUAUUAUGCCGAUUCAUGUUAAAGCUUAAUGCAAAAUUUCCGAAAUGGCAGGUUAUCGAAUGGGGUAUUUUAUUGGAUGCUUUAAAUCAAGAAGACAAUGGAGCGGAAACAGUGACCACGACAGAAAUCUUGGAAAGUUAUGUUAGACCUGACAGCAUUCUGGUUAUUGGUCUCAAAAACCUUCAAGAUGAAAGUUUUAAUUUGACGCCUGGUCAGAGAGCCGCAGAAGAACAGAAUUUAAAGGUUAUAAUGUUGACCCUUGCGCUUCAAAUGUUGGCCAAUGGCAUAGAUAUCAAGCAAGAUCAUUUGUUCAUAAUGAAAUAUUUGGUUGUGAAAAAUUUGGGGUUUGCAGAUUGCAAGCUCGAGUUAAUUAACGGAUCGAACAACUUAUCAUACGGAGAAUUAAAAUACAGUCCCGAAGAUUUUACUCAAAAUAUGAUGAUGGUUUCUUGCCUUGGGAACCUUAAGAGAGUACUCGACACCCCGAUCUACCUUAGAUCCACGGAUGUAGUUUCCGAAGAUGCCGUGGUGCUAUCUGAAGGGGAGGACGAAUUAUUAGGAGGAUUUUUCGUUGAUGUUGUAUUUGCAUUAUUUAAUUCCUCGGUGGAUAUGUCAAAAUUAAGUCAUAUCACGUUAAAAAUGUGGAUUGAAUUAUUACUUAUCAUUGUUUACAAGCACAAAAUUGAAGACCGAAAUAAUAAGGGGUUGGAGGAAGGCCUGAUUAAUGCGAUGAGGCAAAUUUCCGAUUUACUGUUAAAAGACAUAACCGAAGAGAAUAAACAACUUUCCAUCGAAUUGGCGACAUCACUAUUAAAAAGAGCACCGAUGUUAACCGUUAAUAUUCUUGGUAAACAAAUCAUUACGCUAGGAAAACUUUUGACGAAACUUCCAAAUGAUACGAAUAAUUCGUUGGUGAUGAGUGGAAAAACCUUUUUAAGAGCGGCCUUUCUAAAGUUUGCGCGAAAUGGUUUAUUUGUCUUGAUCUUUAAGAAUCAGAUAGUUGCUGACGAAAAUCAAGCAGAACUCGACAUGUUUCGAGUUCUUCGGGAUGUGAUACAUGACCAACAGAUUCCGGUUGAGGACGAAUCUUUGGAACCUUCUUACCUUCGUGAUGAACCGAUUCGAGAUGUGUUUAAUCAACUAUUUAAAUUUACAAAUAGGAAGAUUGUUUCGACAAUUUUGUUUAAUCUAAGCAAAUACGUGGAACUUGUUUAUUCCAAGCCCUAUAGUGAACAGUUGAUGGGUGAAUUGAGUCAAUUCCUAAUAAAGCUCACAAAACACACUAGCGAAUGGAAAGAAGUCGACUGGGAUGUAAACCCUGUGUUAAAUAUGAUUUCCGUGAUUAUGAAUGAUAAUCCAACUAAUGCAGCGGUAUUUGUAAUUCCAUCCUUGUUUAUUUUUGCAACUUCUGCCAGGAGGCACUAUCACAUCAUCGAACAAAGAAUCUUUGAUUCCGCGACUUCCAUUUCAAGUGACUUGAAUCUAUUGUUUUCAAUUGACCGGACUCAUCAACCAUAUUUUUCAAAUGUAAUUGAAUAUUUAUUUGAUGACUGUAUGAACUUUUUGGAAAGUCCACCUGUUUCCAAAACAUACUCAAGGAAGGAAUUUAAAGUGGGAGUCUGUUCGUGCCAAGUGGCUGUCGCCAUGUGCAAUCAAGAUUACGAUUUACUUAAGAAAAUAUUCUUAUGGCAAAAGCCGAUAGAUACUCGUCGCACCAUUCGACUUUUCAAUUGGAUUCUGUUAGGAAUUUUAACCACCAAUUCUUCAACUAAUCUGAUGACGACGGUUUUCAAUUUUCAAGAUAACGUGUCGGAUCUCCUAUUGCUUGCAUUAAAGCAGCCAUUUAAUGAUGUAGUUGGGGAGUCGGAUUAUCUACAUACUCCAUCCGGUGAAUUGAUUUACCAAUCGUUUAUUCUAAUCAAGAUUUGGACGACUUUAUGUUCAUUUAUUUCCAAACAACAAACGAAAACAUCGUCUCAAUCACCUUCGGGACGUGAUCAGGAUAAAGGCAAAAUGGUUGGCGCACCAAGAGUGCACCAAAAACUUUCCGCUACUUUGUCAACAGCUGAAAGAAGAUUUUGGAAUUCUAUAUGGCCAAGCAUCAAAAAACCAUUGGUUGGAAUCAUUUUUGAAAAAGAACUACAAGCAAAUGGUGCUGUCUACUGGGAAAUGUUUAUAGAUCUGAUUACAUACUUGAAUUUGUGUGGAUCUGAUAUUGUGAUGCUAUACUCUCAAGAAUGGACCACGCUGCUGGAUUCUAUAUCUAAGGAGGACUUCACGAUAUCUGCGUCAUCGGAAUUUUUGCAACGGAUCAAUCAAGCACGCACCAUGUUUAAUGAUCCACCAUUGAUGAUGCAAGAUGAUAUGUUGAUUACGCAACUAUAUUUGGAAAUGAGAGAAGAUAUGACAUUAUAUUGUGAAAUCAAUAGUGGCGGCACUGGCAAAAUAUUUGGUUCCUAUAUUUAA